AUGCCUUUAUUCACUCUGUUAGUUGAGGAUGGAAAUGGAAAAGGUCAGGCUGUUGGUUAUGCUUUCAUUGCACAAGAAACUGAAAAUACUCUGCAAGAUGUGCUUUCAGAAAUUGAACUUAUACUGAAUCUUAACCAAUUAAAGGUUGUCAUUUUUGACAAGGACCUGAAAAAAAUAGGUGCAGUUUCCAAGGUUAUGCCUACAGCAGAAAUCCAACUGUGUUUAGCUAGUAUAGAAAAAGAUAAUCUAAAAAAAAUAUUUAAAUUGCUUGUGUAUGCAAAAUCAAAGAAAUUGUUUGAUAUAAAUUUGGGUCAUCUUGCUACAGUUGCACCAGAAGUUGUAAUGGCAUACUACAACAAAAAUUGGGGCUUGCCACACCAAGUUAAUUAUUGGGCAUACUAUGAAACUAUCAAGUAUGUUAAUCUUGGUAAUACAACAAAUAACAAGUCCGAGUCCCAUAACCAAAAAAUUAAAAACAUAUUGUCUAGGAAAAUGUCCUUAGCAGAGGCAGUAAAAGGUAUCCUUUUGUUACAUACUGGUAAAUUUGAACAAAUGGCUCAUAUUGAGUUUAAUCAAUCUUUUAAAGAGCUAUAUAGAUUAGGUACUGAUGAAGCUAUAGUUACAGAUGAGAUUGUAAAGGUUCUAACUCCAUAUGCUGCUGGAAUUGUUACUAUGAAACUUCCUUGUCGGCAUAGAAUGGCAGUGAAAAUAGUAAAUGGUGAUGCUAUUUUUAAAGCAGAAGAUGCAGGAGAGCGAUGGCAUUUAAGCUAUCAAAAAAGAAGUUUGCUUUCUCGUAAGACCAGAAGUUUGCAUAAUCAGGCUAACAAUAAACGUCAGAGUUGCCCAAAAUGUCUGAUUUGCCAGAGAUGUCCAAUUCUCCAAACUUUUCUGAAUCUUUGUUCUCUGCUACCAUCUAGUCUAACUUUAAAUGAACAACUUCAAAAUCAAGGAAGCGUUUUAUCUCCAAAUCAAUCUUCUCUAAAUGACAGCGUAAACUUCAAAGAUCUUCCUACAACUAAAUCUGAAUGCUGCACCGGCCAAGCAAUAGAUAUUUUUAAUAAUUUAGCAAGUGUAUGUUUACCUAAAGUCCAUCUAGUUGUAGGAAAUAUCAAGAUUAAAAAAGCAAGGCUCAAAAGGAAGCGGGAUUUGUAUAAUGAUUCUUACCAUCAAUCGUGUCAGCGAAUUUUAGGCAAAACUGCUCAUAAGAAACAGUUAUUAAAAAAGCAACUCUCUGUCAUAGAUCUUCAACUAUUCUCCAUUAAGGACUCAUUCGAGAUGUUAUCUGAUUUGCACAUAAAUAAAGCACAAAAGCGUUUAUUCAUGCAGUUUCCAGAUGUAAAAGGAUUACAAGACCCUAUUCUUGGAUCAAAACUUCAUUUUAGAGUGCAAUCUGGAAAGUUUGUUCAAAUUUUACAUAAUGGUGCAAUGCAUUGGCUUGCCAUUUCAAAUUUUUUAAGUACCCAUCUUAACUCAGUUGAUGCUUUUGAUUCCUUAUAUUAUGACUUAAGUGUUAGUGGAAAGAUGCAAGUAGGAUCAAUCAUGAUGGUUAAAAAACCUUUUUUGAAAUUACAGUUCAAAGAUUUCCAAAGACAAUCUGGUGGACUUGAUUGUGGUCUUUUUGCAAUUGCAGUGGCAACAGAUUUAUGUUACAAUUAUGAUCCAAGCAUAAAAUGCUAUAAGCAAGAACUUAUGCGGAAUCAUUUGUUAAAAUGCUUCAGUGACAAUUACUUAACGCCAUUCCCUAUAGAGGCUAAUGAACGAAAAAAGAAAAAACAACCUAAACCAAUUAAUUUACCACUAUAUUGCAUAUGUCGUCUUCCAGAUAAUAAAGAAGAAAAAUGGUCAAAUGCGACAAUUGUAAGGAGUGGUUUCACGUUUCAUGCCUUUCCAUUCCAAAGAAUAUAUUUGAUAAUUCUGACAACUCUUUACAUUGGCAUUGUAAUUCAUGCAGCUAACUAAGUAUGUCGAGAUAUCAAAGCUAAUCAGUAUAAACGGUAUUAUGUAAGUUUAACCGAGUUUCUCUUCUGUUUCGAGUUGGUGAAGAUAUUCAUAUCCGAGGCGAUGAUGAAAAUGAUAUUUAAAAAAAGUUUUGCUAACCAGAAUAUAAUUAUUACACAUU
This is a messenger RNA of Hydra vulgaris (swiftwater hydra), 2119 nucleotides long. The record is from RefSeq and is a predicted model, not a curated record. NCBI's taxonomy places the organism in Eukaryota, Metazoa, Cnidaria, Hydrozoa, Anthoathecata, Hydridae.